Messenger RNA from Gambusia affinis (western mosquitofish), 5582 nucleotides. RefSeq names its product IKAROS family zinc finger 2 (gene ikzf2). NCBI's taxonomy places the organism in Eukaryota, Metazoa, Chordata, Actinopteri, Cyprinodontiformes, Poeciliidae. The record is from RefSeq and is a predicted model, not a curated record. Gene Ontology annotation, biological process: regulation of transcription by RNA polymerase II. Bases 395 to 1951 code for a protein of 518 amino acids. The transcript is spliced from 8 exons. Gene Ontology annotation, molecular function: RNA polymerase II cis-regulatory region sequence-specific DNA binding; DNA-binding transcription factor activity.
ACAAACAAAGCUAGAGACAAUUAGGAGCGCGUAUCGGUUUCCUGCUUUAAACGGAGUAUGUACUCGUCUAUCCAUUCAGUGUCUAUCUUGCGACUGUAUUAUUGGCCACAGACGCUUGAGAGCCGCUGGCGGCGCAUGUCUGCAGCAAAAAAGGCAGACAAGGAGCGUCUGUGUGAUGAAUGGAAAAGCAGACUGGCUCUGCUGUAAGACAGCGGUGAUCGGAUAACCUGUUGAACUGCAGCUGUCAGUCAGCUCAUGCAGGAAUCACAGGCAGAAAGAAAGAAAGAAAAAAAAAAACAUUGAACAGGAGAAACACGCGUUACCUCAAUGGCAACAAAAGUGGCCUUAUACUCCGCUGGUAGCUAAAGAGCUUUUCUUCAGAAUCUCUGAAGAAAUGGAAAUGGAAACUUCUGAAGACUAUUCUACUAGUAACGGCCAAUGCUCUUCCGGCAAGGAGGACUCGAGAAUGGUGGUGGAUAUGUCACCACUUAAUGUACCAGCACUUCCCCAGGGUCCUAAUUCCCCCAAUGAAGUGGCUAUAAAGCAAGAGGAAGAUCUGGUGGAAGAUGGGGACAACAGCAGCACAGCACCUGAAGAAAUGGGUCACCUAGGAGAUGAAGGAGCAACACCGGAGGAAUCUACGACUAGUAGCCCACACAAUGAACAAGACGGGUCUGGACCAAAUGCACCAUCAGAUGCAGGGAUUCGACAACAAAAUGGUGACAGGCCCUUCCAGUGCAACCAGUGCGGUGUAUCGUUCACCCAGAAGGGGAACCUGCUGCGACACAUUAAGCUGCACACAGGUGAAAAACCCUUCAAGUGCCCCUUCUGCAGCUAUGCUUGCCGACGCCGUGAUGCCCUCACUGGCCAUCUUCGUACUCAUUCUGUUGGCAAACCACACAAGUGCAACUUCUGUGGACGGAGUUACAAACAACGGACAUCCCUGGAGGAGCACAAAGAGCGUUGUCACAGUUACCUCAGCUUGGAUCCUGGUGCCAGCAUAGGCCCUUACACAGGUGAAGUUCCAAAAGGGGCCAUGGCUGAGGCCGGCAGUAUGCCAGCCUUCGAUCGGCCACCUGUCAUUGAAAGACUGCCCACUAACGUUGGCAAGAGGAAGAGCACUACACCUCAAAAAUUUGUGGGAGAAAAGCUUCGCUACAGCUACCCUGAUAUAGGCUAUCAUGAGAUGCGCUUGAAAUAUGAAAAUCAUCCUGAAAUGAUACCGCCCCACAUGAUGGACCAGGCUAUCAACAAUGCCAUAACAUACUUGGGAUCAGAUAACCUCCGUCCUAUGCUCCACCAUCCAGGUCCAUCUGUAUCUAUGGCUGAGGUUGUUCCCAUUGUCAAUCCCCUUUAUCACCAUGUUCUACCAUUUAGCCAGCAACCAGAGCGUCCAGGAAACUCAGAAACACUUCCACCACAUCCACCCCAAUCCCAAGAGUUUCCCAGCCACCCCACUUCGAAUGGCGCUACUUCCUUAACUCGGCAGAACAAGCAACCUCAGGCAUCACAGGAGGAAUCAACAAGCAACAGUGGCGUUGAUUCGGCUGACUCAGCUCGAAGCAGCCCUCAGGAAAGGCAGGGGUACCUGAACUCCAGCGCAGCUGCAGGCCUCAGGUCACGAGCCAGUCUAGCUGUGGGCUCUGGUGAACGAGUUAUUGAUGCGUCACCCAGGAGCGGGACAGGAGUGGGAACAGGGAUGAUGCGUGUGGCAACAGAGCGGCCAAUGGGCCAUGAAGGGGUGCGGGUGUUCGCUCGAGACGGCCACGAGCUGCGAGCCUUUCAGUGUGAGCACUGUCGACUGCUCUUUCUGGACCACGUCAUGUACACCAUCCACAUGGGUUGCCAUGGUUACAGAGAUCCCCUGGAGUGCAACAUCUGUGGUCACCGAAGCAAAGACCGCUAUGAGUUCUCUUCGCACAUAGUUCGAGGAGAGCACACUUUCCAUUAAAAGGGACAAAACGGAAGCAAGCGGGAAGCUUUGGGAAUAAGACAAGCAUUAACCUGCUAUCCAUCCCUUCCCUGUGAAAGUGCAUAAGACAGUGGCACUGUACGCAAGUGUAGCACAAUCAAAGACUACUUUUUAAGCUACUGGUUGUAAAUUGGAGCUGUGGAACAAUCACAUGAAGGUAUGGGCCAAAGAAAUAUUUUGUACUUAUUUAACUAAUUUAGAACAAAUAUGUUUUUUUUUCCUCUUUUCUAACCAAUUAAUUGUUUAUGAGAGCAGCUGCCAGCUUUUCGCCGGUUUUUCAUUUUAAUUUUACAUGAAAUUAUCUUUUUUGGAGCUUUUGAGUUUUAAUCUUUGUUCAGCUGCAAAACUCACAGUUACAUAGUCAUGUACCAUGAAGGCUCAAUAAAAUGUAAGAAAAAAUGGAAAGUAGCUUAGACCAAUCUCACCAGUGCAUUACUGAAUUGACUAUGGAAAUUUAGGAUGAACAAAAACAGAAAGGUGUAAUUUAAUUAAAUUAAGAUGAGGGGAGACAUGUCAGUCCCACUGGCAGCACAAUGGCCAAACAAUGUCAAAGUAGUUUUACAAUCAAAUACAUUGUAGAAGUGAAAAUGUAAUGUUUUCUAAAUUAUACAACAGAUUUCAAAAGAAUAUUCUGUUAUACAUGUACAUCAGUGUCAAUCUGAAUUAAUCCAUGGAUUCUUUGGUAAUUGAAUGUGCUUCUUAGAGAAUAACAACAAAAACCAACAAACAAGUGCAAUUUUUUGUUGAAAAUAUAUUAAAAUGAGAGGUUUUUUUUAUAUUUUACAUGGUCUAAAAUAGAUAUUAAACAGAAUAUGAAAACAGAAUUUUUGGACACAUGCACUUACAAGAUCGAGUCACAGAUUAUGAAGAUAAGUAUGGUGAAAGGUAAACAGUACCCAGAUUGUUGCCUUAUUGUUCAUAUUCAUGUCAAAUCUCAGACUUAUUCUUUUCAGUCUUUUCUGUAACAUUCCAAGUACUCCAUAAAUAGGCAUAAAUGUAUUCGUUUCCCUUUUUGAUUCCUGCAACUGUAGCACAGCGCUAGAUUCACAAACAUGAACAAUUAUCAUCUUUUGAAAUAUAUAAUAUUAUAAAAGUCCACUAACUGUCAGUCACAAUAAUAUUUUGUUGUUGGCACAGAUGGUGAACUUAUGUUCAAGUUUCAGACUUGAACAUUGUCGCACUUUGGUUGCAAAAACAAAGACUUCAAACUUAACUUUGAAGACUUAAAACUUAUUUAGAUGUGUGGUGUUAGCAACAUUUUUAUGAUUUUAUCAGGAGUAUCUUUAUUUCCAUCUUUUCAAAAUAAAAGUAUUUCCCGUUUUGUUCAUUCAGAAGUUAUACAUUCUCUCAUUUCUUCACUACAUGUGACAGGGUGCCUUGGAACAAGUUUACUAUUUAGACUUUACAUCAUUGUCUAAACAUUUGACACUGGAUAUUUUAAGAUCAAGUUAAACUUAAUAUCAAAUAUUUUAAAUAUAUAAAUGUAACAUGGCUUAAUAAUAAACACAUUACAGUUUAUUAUAUGCAGGGAAAUUACUUUUGGACAUGCUAGUAAAUUAAAUGCAAAGGCCACUUAUUUGCUUGUAAGAGAGGGAUUUAAACUAUUGGGCAACAAAGAUAUAUUUUAUUUAAGGUCCCAACAGACAACCAGCAUUUCAUAAUUUUACUUAUUGUAAAUUAUAUAUUUUUUUCUGUUGAAUUUUGCUAGCAUUGGCCUGGAAAACAAAAUUCAAUUUCUUAAUAAGUAAUGACCAUUAUGGCACAUAAAGCAAUUAUGUGCCAUAAUUGUUUUGUGGCACAAUUAUAAAGAUUAACUGAUACAUUUAAGCUUACACAAAGAUACAGACACCCUUUUUGAUGUACCUCACUUUUUAAUCUUUUUGGAUUUAAACAUGAAACCAUAUGACUUAGUUUCAAUAAAAUGUGUAUUUUUGUUGCAUAGUAGAUAUAUGCAGGUUGCACUGUUUGUCGUUUUCGCGCAUUAUCACCAUUGCAAAGAAACGGUUUACUGAUGCUGAAGCUAAAGUGUUGCGCUGCGUUGGUUUUCAUCUGCGGUUUUAUUAGGCCUAUCUUUCUCUAAUGGAGCUGCUCUUUUAUCUUCUCUUCAACCCUCAUCUCACGAACAAGCAAGUACACACUAAUGUAUGUUAGUUUCCUUCACUUUGAAUCUUGCUUUGCUCACUUGCUAUAUGCCAUUACAAUCAUGUAUGACCUUUAACAGCAAAGAUCAAGAAAUGAGCAGUAUGAGCUAGGGGAUGAGUGAACAGAAUGUGGUUUCCCUACAUACAAUAGAACUAAUCUAAAGGAAGUUCCAAAAACUACAGCAUAUCAACUUUUAUACCCUUCAUCAUCUAAGAAAUAUGUAUUAAAAUUUUUACUGUAGUUCAUUGAAGCACAGCAAAUCUGGGUUAAAGAGCUGGUCCUUUCAUAGCUUCUCGGCACUGUGCUCAGUACAGUAGAUCAUGGUCAUGCACUUUAUGUAUCUGUCUAGGCAAUGCUAUUUGAAUGCAGGCAUAACAGAAAACAAUGCAGUUUAUUCUUAGAACAAUCAUGGAGCAGCAUAAAAAACGCAAAACUUUGUGUUUUUUCCUGAUAUCUUAUGAAUAUGCUUGAUUGUUUAUUUUUGCUUUUUAUGUAAGACGUUCUGCAAGAUAUAAGCAUUAUUUGUUUCACACGUUUUUUUUGUGUGUUUUUGUUGUUGUUUUUUUAAACAAUCCUGUAGGUUUCCUGUAUUCAUAAAAUCAAAAGGCAGCUUUUUUCUUGUUUACAUGUUGCCUCUUAGCAUAAGAACUCAUGGUAAGGUUUUGGUAUUGGAAAUUGUUUACACCUUGCAGCUUUUAUAUUAAAUCUUUUCAUUAUUUUGUCUAUUUUCCAUUGUAUACUUUUACUUUAUGCAAAUGUUUAUGUUUUAGAAAGGGGUUAUUACGGAAAAACAAACUUUUAAUGUAUUGCUAAUUGCAUUUUCUUUAUGUUUAUAAGCUCAACUUGUAGGUAUAAUACAACUCUACCUGUCUGUCUUAUAUCCAAGCAGCCAUAAAAACAAAACAAAAAAGUCUUCUUUCACCCUCUGUGUAACUGAGGACUUUACUUGAAAAUUCUAGUCAUCGCUAAUGCUACAUGUUGUGUUUUUUGUAAGUUUUGAUGAUGAGCCUAGUAAAUGUCUAUUUUUCUGCUGAAACGUUAAUACAAAUAGUUUUGUGAACUUUGUAUGGUUUUGAAGUUUAACAGAUGUUUACAAAAUUGUACAAGGAGUGGUUCUGGGUGCAUAAUAAUGAUAUUGGCACUGAAUAUUGAAAUUAUUCAGGAACAUGUGCCGACUGAUGAGUUUUCAUAUUGAUAGACUUUCUAAUGUAAGGGCUCUCAGGAAUUUGUAUAGGCCUUGUAUUUUUUAUGUAGUUUAUUUAUCGAGAAAGAUGCGCAGAGAUUUCAGUUUCUCUGGUGCCUCUUAAACUCAAAGUGGUGAAGGAAGUUGUUUAGCCCUGUAUUUUCUUUCUAUGCUCUUUUUUAUCCUCAUUGUCUUUAUUUUUACUUUGGAUCAUUGACUAGAUGAAGACACACAGCUGUGAACAUUGCAGUGUACAUUUUAAGGCAUGAUUUUCCUUAAUUAAAG